AUGUUAUCGUCGAAUCGUGGUAGUGGUGACAGCCAAGAAGAUUCUGGGCAAUGGAAUUACAAAAACUUGGGUACCUCACCACAUUUAAGUGAUGAGGAUGAGUAUGAAAUGUAUGCUAGUUACCCUCCUCAAGCAAAUAUGGUGGGUUCUUGUCAUGGCAUCAUUUGUAUACAUGAUCCUCAUCUUAGGGAUGUUAUCCUCUGGAACCCUGCAACUAAGAAGUAUAGAUGUCUCCCUAAAUCAUUACCCCUCCUAGAUGAAUUUGGCGUACUAAAGUCUGAGUUUGUUUUGUUUGGUUUCGACUGUGAAACAUAUGAUUACAAGGUCUUACAAAUCACUUUCUUCGAAAUCGACAAUGAAAUUGACGUCACACCACCAAAUAGGACUCAGAUAUAUAGCUUAAGGUCGGAUUCUUGGAAGUGGUGUAUGGAUGCCAGUUUGUCUGGUCACUCUUAUAAAGCCAAUACUCAAAAUCAAGGUCGAUAUCAUAAUGGUAGUUAUUAUUUCGUAGGAAAUAAUUUUAUCAGAGAUGUCAUAGGAGGUGAUCCGGGAAAGAUUGUUUACUUAACUCUUCCUUUCAACAGUACCAGUGAUGUAUGUGAAAUGGAUGCUUUGAAUGAUUAUGAUUACAGUAGUAGUGCUACAAAUGCGGAUAGUAACGAGUACUCAUGGAGCAAACUACAUACCUUCACCAUUGAUCAUCCUUACAGUGGCUAUGGUACUAAGGCCCUUACGAAAAAUGGAGUGUUUGGUUUUCUAUGUGAUAUUGGAGGUGGUCUGGUGUUUAUCAACUUUCUUACAGAGGAAAUAAAGGAUAUUGAAAUUAUUGAUACCCCUUUGGAAGGUCUGGGUGAUGUGUUUAGAGCCGAUGUUUACAAGGAGAGCUUAGUCUCAAUCGAUAGUGCAGUGCCCAGCAGCAGUUACUAG
Messenger RNA from Papaver somniferum (opium poppy), 927 nucleotides. Its product is annotated as F-box/kelch-repeat protein At3g06240-like. The record is from RefSeq and is a predicted model, not a curated record. NCBI's taxonomy places the organism in Eukaryota, Viridiplantae, Streptophyta, Magnoliopsida, Ranunculales, Papaveraceae. The transcript is spliced from 2 exons. Bases 1 to 927 code for a protein of 308 amino acids.